Messenger RNA from Solanum pennellii, 1959 nucleotides. RefSeq lists its product as uncharacterized. The transcript has 5 exons. NCBI's taxonomy places the organism in Eukaryota, Viridiplantae, Streptophyta, Magnoliopsida, Solanales, Solanaceae. Bases 1 to 1959 code for a protein of 652 amino acids. The record is from RefSeq and is a predicted model, not a curated record.
AUGAAAAGAAAAGUUUCAGCAGAUUCUGGAACCAUGCCAAUUUCCGGGAAAGAACAGCCUGGAGCUCUUGCCCGACAGUCUAAUAACUCUUCUUCUGUUCUUCCUUGUAAGAAGAGGUGGUACUCUUUGCUCUAUUCUCGUGCACCAAUCCAUGCUUCAAGAAAUGUUGAGGAUCUAGUGAAACCAGCAUUGGCCGAAAAAUUAGCUGGCCGGGAAGCUUUAGGUACGGAAAAAGUUUCUGUCAAGAAGAAAGUUGUUCCCAAACAAGGGGAAAGCCACAGUAAACUUGAACUUCCUGCCGAUUCAGGGCACAGUGAUAAAGGAAAGCAUGUUGUUGGAGCUAGUGAGCAGGAAUUUAAUUUUCCCAUCUCAUCAAUUCAUCCUUCUCUGCGUCACAAGUCUGCAAAUGUGAUUCGUGUUAGUCUUGGUAGUACUUUUCGAGGGUUUGACUUAUCAGUACUGCAGUCAAAGUCAGAACCUGUAGAAGAAGCCUUGCUACAAGCUAAUGAAGUUGAUACUGCUGCUAAAGAGCUAAAUGUAUGCAGUGAUAAAGUGGAGGCAUCUGUUCCCGCGAGCAUGAAUGAAGAUCACAAGGUAUACAAAAAGACACAAGACACAUAUAAUUUGGUUGCAAGUGGUGAGGGGUCGGCAAAUGAUGGGGAAAAGAUAAUUAAAUCAGUUGGUACUGAGAGAUUGGGGUGUGUCGGACAGGAUGAGGAAUGUGAAGAAGGUGAAAUCCGAGAAUACAUGAUGCAGUCGAUUGUAGAAGACCCAAUGACUAAGGGAAUUGAUUCAGGCAAAAACAGUGAACCUUCAAGUAAAAAUGUUCAUUCUUCUCUUUGCUUCACUAAUGCAGAGUCUCAUGAGGACUUUGUGAAAGCCUGUGAUGAGAAAGCUGAAAAAGAUCUUCAGAAUGUCGCUGUAUUCAGACCUGAAACGGGUAGGCCGCUGCCUUCAAGAAGUGGAAGAGAGAGGUAUUCUUAUAUGGAGGAGGAGAUAUUCCAUCUACAAAGGAAUAGAGAUGAAAUCUAUGGCUAUGGUCCUAAAUUUGUGCGAGAUAGGUUUCAGGACAGUUCAUUUGGUAGCUCAAGGGGGGACUUCAUGCAUGGAAGAGGGAGAGGCUGGGGCCGUGGCCGGUAUUCUGGGCCUGAUUUUGAAAGGUUUGGAGGUGUUGCUGAUUAUCCCUUUAGACAUAAACGUACAGCUCCUGCUUGGGAAUCUGCAGAUGAGCGUAAUGACUAUGAUGGUGCUGCCUUUGGUACUAAUAGGAGGAGGAAGCCAUUAAAUGAUGACUUGCCUUCAUUACGACAUCCACCUGCACGUCGACAGUCCCCUAAUGGAAGAGAAGAUGCUGCAAUGAUGGGCACUCAAAGGCUUCGUAGAGCUCCCAGCAAUAUCAGCCCAAGAAGAGGCACUGAUAAAGAUGGCUUUGCGUAUGUUGAUAUUCGACAUGGUGAGAAGUUCGAUAGACACUUUCCAGCUGAUCGGAAUAGUCAUUUGGCUCAGGGUGAUACAGAGAUUACUGCGAUGCAGAGAAGCGGUUUCCCUCGAAUGAGGUCAAAAUCUCCUAUUAGGUCCCGUACAUGGUCCCUUCCUCCGAGGAGAUUGACGGAAGAAUUGUAUGGUCGUCAGCACAGGUCUCCGGUUAAGUACAGGGAAGAUAGAACGAGGCCUUCUUCACGGACUUCUUUUACUGAAGAAGCAAUAGCCCCUCAAAGGCGAGACCCUCCUUCUUAUAGUUCUCAUCGUCAGAGUGAUAGGUGGGAUGUGGAUGGUGUACAGGAGUACGGGCAUCCGAGGUCUCAUUAUAACAGAGGGAGUGCACCUGAUCGGGAGAGGGCUGAUAGUUAUGGCGAGAGGCAAAUGAGAAAUGUGAAAGAGCAAGAAGGCGGUGGUAAUCGUAGACGGAGGCAUGAAGAAGAAUUUGAUGGCUCCAGAUUGAAGAAAAGAAGAUUUUGA